Messenger RNA from Colletotrichum gloeosporioides, 1761 nucleotides. RefSeq names its product Cytochrome P450 monooxygenase patI. Gene Ontology annotation, molecular function: monooxygenase activity; iron ion binding; oxidoreductase activity, acting on paired donors, with incorporation or reduction of molecular oxygen. Bases 1 to 1761 code for a protein of 586 amino acids. The transcript has 12 exons. The record is from RefSeq and is a predicted model, not a curated record. Lineage: Eukaryota; Fungi; Ascomycota; Sordariomycetes; Glomerellales; Glomerellaceae.
AUGGGCGGUACGUUUGCAGACUCACGUGUCGUCAAGAUGGUGUUGGGCAACCCGACCCUCGCAAUUUUGGGAGCGGUCAUUCUUGGAAUCGCGGCAUUUUGGAUACGAAGAAAAGGAAAGUCGACGGCGAGAUUACCGCCACAACCACCCGCGACACCGGUUCUCGGACACCUGCCGGAGCUGAUCCGCGAGAACAAGACGAGGACGUGGCAUUUGCGGCUGAACGAGUGGGCAAGGACGUACGGGCCGAUAUUCGGCGUUAGGUCGGGGUAUAUUGUUGAUUAUUACAUUAACUCCGAUGUGAUGGUUAAGGAAAUCUUCGACAAGAAGUCUGCGCAGACGGCGGACCGUCCGACGUGGAUUAUGUCGAGUACUAUUCUGAACAAUGACUUUAAUGUGUUGUUCUUGAAGGCGAGCGAUCCGACGUGGAAGAACCAACGCAAGGUUAUCAACCAGCUUGUGACGAAUGUCCAGAAGGCUGACGAGAUCAUUCCGUUACUGGAAUACGAGACUUUGAAGUUCCUUCAUGAGAAUGUUACGGACCCAAAAGGCGGUCUUGCUGGCGCGAGACUGUAUCAGGCGAUUGGGAGGUACACGUACAGCGCUUUCGCAACGGCGUUUAUGGGCAUGGAUAUUCCCGAUACCGACGACGCCGUUAUCCCGUUCAUCAUGGAGGCGGAGACGCAAAUCAUCAACACGUUUCCAGGCAUGAACGUCAUCGAUCUGAUGCCGUCCCUCGGGAAGCUACCCAUGUUUUUGAAGCCUUGGGAGAGAAAAGGGCGCGCAAGGUACCGGAGAGAUUUGGCUUGGGCGAUGAAAAGACUCGAGGCUGCCCAAGACCGCCUGGCAAAGGGCGACCCGUCCUUGGAAAACACGUUUUGGGGCUCGGUUCUGAAGUCUGACGAUCUGAGGGGAAUGUCGUGCAAAGAAGAGGUGGCCAUUCUGGGGUUGUCACUCAUUGUCGGAGCUGCGGAUACGGUGAAGUCGGAUGACGACGUGGACAUUCCUGGAAGCGAUGAUGAUGUUUCCCGAAGUCCAAGCCAAGGCCCGCGAAGAUAUUGGCAAGUCCUUCGAUCUCCCGUCUUACGAGCGUUUGGCACAAAUACUUAUGCACGAGGGAACUCAGAUCGAGUCGUCGGCGAGAGGAUACCCGUCUAUGAUGAUCUCAAGAGCAUCCCCUACCUCCGCAUGAUGAUGAAGGAGCUCUGGAGAUGGCGGCCGCCAGUGGCCCUCGGCCAUCCUCACAUUACCGCGCGAGAUCUUCAGGUUGGGGAUUACUGCCUGCCGAAAGGCGCGAGACUUCAUAUCAACGCAUACGCCAUAAGCCACGACCCCGCGAGACACGAGGACCCAGAGCGAUUCUGCCCGGAGAGGUUCAAGGACGACGAGACCACGACGAUGGAAAGCAUGAACCACCAAGACCCGACGAAGAGGGACCACUUUGCGUUCGGAGCCGGUCGACGCGGUUGUCCGGGAUACCACGUUGCUGAACGGUCUUUCGUGAUCACCAUGAUGCGCAUCCUCUGGACAUUCCAUGUCGCUCCGGCGCCGGGGACCAAGUCGACGUUGGAGUUUGCUGACUACGCCGGCGAGUUGCCCGGAAAUCCUGCGGAGGAUAUGCCGGUGAAACUAACGUACAGGAGCGAGAGUCGGAAGAAGAUCGUCAUGGACGUUUUUGAGAGAGAGACUGCGGCCAGGCCGGCCAUGAUGCCGUUGAAUAUGGGCGAGAAGAGCGUACCCAAACCAGAGGAAUAUUUGUAG